Messenger RNA from Didymella exigua CBS 183.55, 1823 nucleotides. RefSeq lists its product as uncharacterized. Gene Ontology annotation, molecular function: amino acid transmembrane transporter activity. The record is from RefSeq and is a predicted model, not a curated record. Gene Ontology annotation, cellular component: vacuolar membrane. Gene Ontology annotation, biological process: amino acid transmembrane transport. NCBI's taxonomy places the organism in Eukaryota, Fungi, Ascomycota, Dothideomycetes, Pleosporales, Didymellaceae. The transcript has 5 exons. The coding region runs from base 163 to 1569 and encodes 468 amino acids.
CAGGCGCGCCUUCGAUGACCUCCACAUGGACCUUGGGUCUGUGCCAGCCCGGUGUCGGUCGGGCCGAACGAAUUCUGCUUAAAGUCGUACUUGGUCGUUGUUGUUGCUGGAAUUCCCAUUCUCGUACCGUACGCUGGUUUUUCUUACCCCGGAGCAGACAGGAUGGGUUUCUUCAACGAAAAGACGGGCCAGGAUGUCGAGGACGGCAGCCAGCUCAAGGCCGAGGAGACCAACGCGCAGGGCCAGACGGAUGCUGUCUUUGGUGAGGUCGUCGAGGGCGGGCCCAACUACCGCAACGUCAGCUGGCUCGGGUCUUCGAUCCUGAUGAUGAAGACGCAGAUCGGUCUCGGUGUGCUGUCUAUUCCCGCUGCGUUCGACACCCUGGGCCUCAUCCCGGGUGUCAUCUCGCUGCUGGCUAUCGGCCUCAUCACGCUGUGGUCGGGCUACAUGGUCGGCGUGUUCAAGGUCCGCCAUCCUGAGACGUACGGCAUCGAGGAUGUGGGGCAGAAGAUCUUUGGCCGCGCUGGUCGCGAGGUCCUCGGUCUGGGGUUCGCGUUAUUUUGGACGUGUGUUGCCGGCUCUGGCAUGCUGGGGAUUUCCAUUGGCUUGAACUCGCUGUCGGAGCACGGCGCGUGCACCGCCAUCUUCGUGGCUGUGGCCUGCGUCGUGGGCUUCUCGCUGGCGUCAAUUCAGACUCUGGGCAAGAUCUCCUGGAUUGCCUGGGUCGGUCUUGCUGGUAUCCUGUCAGCUAUCAUCACCCUCACCGUGUCGGUCAGUCUGCAGGACCGCCCCUCGGCGGCGCCGCAGUUCGGCCCCUGGGAGUCCAACUUCGAGCUCUUCAAGUCGCCUACCUUUGCUGAGGCGGCGGCGGCGCUGUCCAGUCUGGUCUUCGCGUAUGCCGGCACGCCCGCCUACUUCAACAUCGUCUCCGAGAUGCGCGACCACAGGGAGUACUUCAAGGCGCUGUCGCUGUGCCAGUUCGUCAUGACCGCGCUGUACGUCGCCAUCGGCGUCGUCGUGUACUUCUACUGCGGAUCCUACGUGGCGUCGCCCGCGCUGGGUUCUGCGGGUACUCUGAUGAAGAAGAUCUGCUACGGCCUCGCGCUGCCUGGUCUCCUCGCCUCCGUCAUCCUAGUCACUCACAUCACGGCAAAGUACUUCUUCAUCCGCUUCCUGCGCGGCACAAAACACCUCAAUCACAACACGCCUAAGCACUGGAUCGUCUGGUUCAGCCUAACCGCCGCCGUCUCACUAACAGCGUACAUCAUCGCCUCGGCCAUCCCGGUGUUCGGCGGCCUCGUCUCGCUCAUCGGCGCCCUGCUGGGGACUCUCAUGUGCUUCCAGCCCAUGGGCUGCAUGUGGCUGUACGACAACUGGAACCGGUCGAACCGCGACUGGCGCUGGAAGGCCAUGGUUGCGUGGAGCGUGUUUGUCAUCGUGUCCGGUACGUUCCUGCUCAUCGGCGGCACGUACGGGUCGAUUGUUGGAAUUAUCGAUUCGUACAACAAGGACGGCGGGACUAAGGCGUGGACGUGUGCUGAUAACUCGAAUUCCGCCGGGGGUCACUAGCUGGUGGACGGCGAAGUCGCGGCGGCUUGGUGUCUAUUCGGUCCUGGUUUUUUAGCGUGGCGUGUGCGUGGCUCGAAUCCGAAAUGAAUAUAAAUAAAUCCUUUCCCACAAGUCCACUGGGCAACCCCCGAAUCCCGUGAUUCUAGAUGUGAAGCAGAGAUGCCGUAGUUCAGGAGCUCAUACGCCACGUACAGACUGCGUCCCCGGCCCGCAGAGCCGAGGGAAAUCUAGUCGUGCUUCUCAGUCUCGUGUCC